AUGGCAUAUGCUGGAAGACUUGCGAUCAUCGCAGGAGGUAUCGGAGGCCUGGGCUCUGCGAUAGCUGACCGGCUUCGCGAACUGGGGGCUGAUGUCGCACUUCUCUACGCCCCAUUCGAUGCAAGCAGAGUAGAGGAUACUCUCAACAAGGUCUUUGGCAGCGCGAACCCAGACAGAGUCCAUUGUUUCGAGUGCGACAUCACUUCUGAAAGUUCGGUCAAGCAAGUCUUCAGGGAGAUUGGCAAUCUCAACGCCUUUCCGUCCAUCUUGAUCAAUGCUGCAGGAUAUGUUUCGGUACAGCCUCUAGAAGAGACUUCGGCCGAAGAAGCGCUGAAGAACUUUCUUCCCAACUUGCUGGGUCCUUUCAUCACCAGUAAUGAGUUCUUCCGCUUGUAUCAAGCCCGAGCUUCUCAAGUUGUUCAAGGGAAAGCACCUCCAGGACGAGUAGUGAGCAUCGCAUCUCAGGCUGCUCAUGUAGCCCUCGAUGGCCAUGGAGCGUACUGCGCCUCGAAAGCUGGACUCGUCGGGCACACUAGAUCCAUGGCUAGUGAAUGGGGGCCCAAAGGCAUCACUGCAAAUACUGUGAGCCCGACAGUGACUUGGACUCCGCUAGCAGCAAAGGCAUGGGCAGACGAAACGAAGCGAGAAAAGCAUCUUGCCCAAAUACCAACCGGGAGGUUCAGUAUGCCCUCUGAAAUUGCCCACGCCAUCGAGUUUUUGUGUCGAGAUGAAAGUGCCAUGAUCAACGGGGCUGAUCUCCGUGUGGAUGGAGGAUUCUCUAUUAGCAGGUAG
Capronia coronata CBS 617.96 is the source of this 792-nucleotide messenger RNA. RefSeq lists its product as uncharacterized. The record is from RefSeq and is a predicted model, not a curated record. The transcript is spliced from 2 exons. Gene Ontology annotation, molecular function: oxidoreductase activity, acting on the CH-OH group of donors, NAD or NADP as acceptor. The coding region runs from base 1 to 792 and encodes 263 amino acids. Lineage: Eukaryota; Fungi; Ascomycota; Eurotiomycetes; Chaetothyriales; Herpotrichiellaceae.